AUGCCCACAGCGGACUGCAGGCUCCUGCACCAUGGCCGGAUCAUGAGGUGUCUCUCCUUCCUGCUCCUGCUUCCAGAAACGCUCAAGAAGAGGUCCAAGAAGAGCGGCACUAGCCUCCCGCUGUGCUACGAGCUGUUCUCCCUGUCGCUGGCGAAGAGGAAGAGGAUGGCCGCCGAACUCCACAGCACCGCCAACAGCAACCUGGCGAACCAGCGCUCCACCAACAACACCUCCUCCACCACCACUACGGUGACGGCCGGGGACAAGCCCGAGAAAGACUCGCCGGUCAACCGGUCCUCGGCCACCCUGUCCUCCACCAACUCCUCCAUCACCCCCUCCUCCUCCUCUUCCCACCAAAACAUCAACAACAACAACCUGGACGCGCCGAGUUGGGCGUGCAGUCACCCGACUCUGCGGGAGAGGAACGCGUUGAUGUUCAACAACGAGCUGAUGGCUGACGUUCACUUCAUCGUGGGACCGUCCGGCGAGUCGAGACGGCUCCCGGCCCACAAGUACGUGCUGGCGGUGGGCAGCUCAGUGUUCGGCGCCAUGUUCUACGGCGACCUGGCCGAGGAGUCGGGCGAGAUCCACAUCCCCGACGUGGAGCCCGCCGCCUUCCUCAUCCUGCUCAGGUACAUGUACAGCGACGAGAUCGACCUGGAGGCCGACACCGUGCUCGCCACGCUCUACGCCGCCAAGAAGUACAUGGUGGCGGCGCUGGCCCGCGCCUGCGUCACCUUCCUGGAGAGCAGCCUGGAGGCGCGCAACGCCUGCGUGCUGCUCUCCCAGAGCCGGCUGUUCGAGGAGCCCGAGCUGACCACGCGCUGCUGGGAGGUCAUCGACGCCCAGGCCCUGCUCGCGCUGCGUUCCGAGGGCUUCGGCGACAUUGACCGGCCCACGCUGGAGGUGAUCCUGCGGCGCGAGACCCUCAACGCGGCCGAGGCCGUGGUCUUCCAGGCCGCGCUGGGCUGGGCCGUGGCCGAGUGCCGGCGGCGGGGGGUGAGCCCCACGCCGGGGAACAAGCGCGAGGCGCUGGGCAAGGCGCUGUACCUGCUGCGCCUGCCCACCAUGAGCCUGGAGGAGUUUGCGGACGGCGCGGCGCAGGCGGGCGUGCUGACGCUGGAGGAGACGCACGCCGUGUUCCUGUGGUACACGGCCGCCGUCAAGCCGCAGCUGGGCUUCCCGCUGGCGCCGCGGGCCGGCCUGGCGCCGCAGCACUGCCACCGCUUCCAGUCGUCGGCGUACCGCAGCAACCAGUGGCGCUACCGCGGCCGCUGCGACAGCAUCCAGUUCGCCGCCGACCGCCGCGUCUUUGUCGCGGGCCUCGGCCUCUACGGCUCCAGCGGCGGCAAGGCCGAGUACGGCGUCCGCAUCGAGCUGAAGCGGCAGGGCGCCACGCUGGCGACGCGCAGCACGGCGUUCGUGUCCGACGGCUCCAGCGGGACCUUCCCGGUGUGGUUCGAGCACCCGGUGCAGGUGGAGCAGGACUCCUUCUACACCGUCAGCGUGGUGCUGGACGGCAACGAGCUCAGCUACUUCGGCCAGGAGGGCAUGACCGAGGUGCAGUGCGGCAAGGUCACCUUCCAGUUCCAGUGCUCGUCGGACAGCACCAACGGCACCGGGGUGCAGGGGGGGCAGAUCCCCGAGCUGGUCUUCUACGCAUGAGCCACUGGGACCCCCUUGGGGGGGGGUGGGAGUCUGGAGCCCAUAGCCGGACUCCACUCUUAAGCCUUUGAGUUCACGUAGCAUAACGACACUCCGUAGCGGCCCGCCUAGCGGCCUAGUUACUUCUCUCAGACACUAUUUAAUAAACGGUGAAGGAGCCAUUUUAUCCUAUUUAUUUUAACGUUAUUAUUUUUUAAUUUAAUUAUUUUUGUUACAUGAAAUGGAGAAGGACGAUGGCGCGCGUCACGUGACCGGUCGUGCUGCUGAAGACUCCCCCGCUAGCAAUGUGUUUGGUGUUUGCCGCCUUAAGGAGCGACGUUCGGGGACGCUCGCCUCUCCGCGUCGAGCACGGAGCUUCUUGCGGCGGGAUGGGAGCUAGGCUAAGCUAACGCCGCUCCAUACAGCCUCCAGGAACCUCGGCGAGGGAUGACUUGUUGGGGUGCUGCUAGCCUGAUGCUGUUGGCGCCAUUAGCUCUGAAGGCUAAUGUGAUCGAGCCAAGCAGUGACCGUGGAAACUCCUCACGUCGGAUUGGUGGAGGCUCUCGCACGCGGGCGAUACCGCAGCCAAUCGGGACGGGACGCACAAGAAGCAACAACGCUCAUGUUUAGGGUUUGAAUUAACAUUGAAAUAAAUAAGAGGAAGAAUUCCCUGUAAACAGAAAACUAAAGUUGUUUUGCACCAGGGAGACGGACUCCGUAACGUUGCAUCUUUUGUAAAAAACAACAACAUUUGUUCAAACUGUUGGCAGCUUGAUGCUGCUGAAACUGCUGUGUUCUAAAUGCUUGUGACCCUGAGAAACAUAAAGGUUAUCACGUGACUGAG
Molecule: messenger RNA, 2488 nt
Organism: Gadus macrocephalus (Pacific cod)
Lineage: Eukaryota; Metazoa; Chordata; Actinopteri; Gadiformes; Gadidae
Product: BTB/POZ domain-containing protein 6-B-like
Exons: 4
Coding region: 1-1665 (554 amino acids)
Biological process (GO): neurogenesis
Cellular component (GO): cytosol
Molecular function (GO): protein binding
Source: RefSeq, a predicted model, not a curated record